Molecule: messenger RNA, 3275 nt
Organism: Hypoxylon trugodes
Lineage: Eukaryota; Fungi; Ascomycota; Sordariomycetes; Xylariales; Hypoxylaceae
Exons: 3
Coding region: 210-3029 (939 amino acids)
Source: RefSeq, a predicted model, not a curated record
AAGUUCCGAAGCUCCCCGCUUCCAAGUUCAACCUUCUCACAUCCAUUUCCUUUCUCUUUCAUACCCAAAAGCCUCGGCCGAGAUAGGUAGGUAAGUUAUAAAACCUAUCUUCUCUAGCCAGCAGAUGAUUUCGAAAUUAUAUUCAUGAUUGAACUGUUGGUUCUAUGUGAACGGUGAAGGAUGCGCUCGUUGUCUACAACUCAAUCAACAUGUUAACCCACGCCGUUUGCCAACCCAUCUCUAAGCCCAGGUCUCUUCAGACCAUGGCCAUGGCACGUACUGCCUCACGACCCACGAGCGCCUCUUUGUUGAAGUUAGGCCACACCCAACAAACCCGUACAUUCUUUCGCUUUGGCUUGUGGUAUUCCUAUGUAGACCCCGAGUUCCAAAGAGAACUAAGACGCCGCCAUCAUAUGCUUAAACAUAAAUAUGUUGCAUCAAUCAAUAGGAGGUUGUCAUGGGACCAACGUUCCCUCGACGGCCAUCCAAGAGUUGUUCUAAAGCAUAUGCUUCGCAAGUACUGGAACCCGACUCGGGCGACAUGUGGUUCACGUUUUGUUAACCAAGACGAACUGGACGCUCGGUAUAGACAAAGCCAAAGUGCUCGAGAUGCGGCAUCUGAGUUUAUGAGAAGGCCAUGGUCACACCAUCGCCGUUUCGCCUGGAUGAGUAGUUAUGGGGAUCACAAUCCGUCUCGACUUGACCAUAGUAUGUGGAAAAGAUCUUGGGCCCACCGAACCCCAUGGAACAUAACCCGGUCUAAUAGACGCACAACAGAGUCAGCAAGUACAGAAACACAUUCAGAUGUCCAACGUAAACAAGCUGCCGCCGAAUCGUUUAAGACAUAUAGGGCCCAGUUUAGCACCCUCAAACCUCCCAAGGCUGAAGAGAACACAGGCCCCAUCCAUUCCGAUGGACCGCCUCCCCCUUCGGAGCUCAAAGAAUAUGGUCAAGUCAGUAUCGACGACGCGUUGGUUAACGGCGCUGACCAUACUUAUGACGGAUUAUCGACAUCUGGAGAUAACACAGCGCCUCCCAGACACCCUAUCAUGGAGAGUGAAGAGUACGCCCUUAACCAUCUCCCUCCCGAGGAGUCAGACGAACAGUAUGAUGACUCUCGCAGAUACCAGGAAUAUCAACGCGGCGAACUCGACGAGCUUAACGAGCAAGUCCACGACCCAACUAAGGAGUAUAAGGACUUAGAUAAGUACAAAACAUACGGGGCUAGCGAAGCACAAGAUGCUGCACCAGAAGCACCCCAGGACCCUGCAGAAAUGCAAAGGUAUAACACCUACACGUACGAUGAAGAUACAAAAGUCGAGAGCCAAACGGAACAAUAUGAGGAUCUAGGUCAGUACGGGCCAUACAAAUACCAGGAAGCUGCGAAGAAAGACGAGUCAUCCCCGAAGUAUGAUGAUCUCGACAAGUAUAAGCAUUAUGAUGAUAACGGUAAACCCGUGGAUGACUCGAUACCCAAGUAUGAAGAUUUGGACAAGUACAAAACGGCUGACCUCAAUGAUUCCUUCGCGGAGGAGCAACCCUUCCAGCAAUAUGGAGACCUAGAAAACUAUAGGAAGUUCAAAUAUCAGGAGCUCGAAAACAACGAAACCCCCGAACGAGACAUUGUUGCGGAAAGUCUUAAAGAAUUCGAUGCGACAGUACCGUCGGAGCCAAUCAUAGACCCAAUUGAAAGUCCUAGCUCCAGCAUCGCUAAUAGGCUUCGAAACUUGGAUCUCGAUGAUACACCUUAUUCCACAAAUUCGGAUUCGGAUUCGAAUUCAUUUUCCCCAUCGUCAGCUAGUUCUAACGUCCAAAAGCCACACCUCACAACCCAAGAUAGUGACGGCCGAACGGCUCAAAGCAAAUUGACCGGUAACUAUGCUCGCGAUUUCCCGGAAGACUUCUCAGAAUCAUGGACGCCUCGAACUUCGAAUGCAAAUCCUGAAUCCGAGGUAGAGUUAGAAUCAAAUGCCCCUAGUGAACGAACUGCGCACAUCCAGGCAGCUGAGAAGGAAUACUCUGAUCGACUUUCCGAGUCUACGAAUUCUGCGCAAUUGGAAACUAGCCUGGAUAGGCAGCAGGCUGAACCAAAGUUGGAACCAGCCCUCCACCGGCAUGAUCCAGAGCCUACGAAAAGUACUUUUAAUCACCACUCUAGAACAGAGGCCGAAGUUGACCCGUACUCCAGAGAACCCCAAGGCUUAGAAACUUCAUAUACUAAAGAAUGCGACGGAGAGCACAUACCGCCAACAUUCGCCAAGACGUAUGGAAACGAAGAAAGGGAAGUAGCCCCGGAUUAUUCAUUAACACAGGACGAUAUGCAGAGCGUUCAUCAGUUCGAUUCAUUUUACCACAGAGACCCUGAAGUAGACGGCCGGCCACCGCUUUCAUCGCUCGAACCAGAUUCGAAGACCGAAUCAAGCCACAUCCCCGAACCGACGGUAUAUAGGAUCUUAGCCUAUGAUCCAACCAUGCAAAAGAUUAACACUGCCGAGACGACGUCAGUUGUACCUGAUCAAGCUUCUCCAUUAUCACCAGCCGAGGUAUUACUUCGGUUGUCAAACCCAACCAAAUUCUUCCCACAUUUUGCGCCCCUGCAAGCUGAGGGCUUCGAGAUUGUAUCCGGUGGUGGAGACGUCUUGGUCUUCCGCCAUGUCCGACCUGGGAAAGUACCGCAUCAAAAUAAAACGACCGCAGUCAACCCCAUCGAUAUGAUGGGCAAACCAACGGCGCUACCUAAUGCAGCGGCAUUUGUUUCGCCAACGGGAUUCGUCAAUUAUGACAUGCCACAAGUCGAAGAGAACCCAGCACCACCUUUCCGCUCCAACAUUGAUGUUAGAAGGGAAGAACCUGUUUUCAGCGGCCCUAAGUCGACGCCCGAGGAGGCUCGAGAGCGAUCGAAGAAAAGCCUCGGGAAGCGCGCGCUGAUUGGUGGUGCUUGGGUCGCUGGAAUCUCAUAUGCACUUGGCGUUGUUAGCGAAUAUUUCAUAACUGGCGGAGCUGAUGGUCGGGGACCUACCGGGUUUUGAUUUUGGGCGUGGUUAUGGUUAUCGCAGACGGUCAUUUUACAAUGUUGUCCACGCACGAAUGAGUUACGUUGUAUAGGAGUAUCGGGCUUGUACGAUCUUACAUUGUGGGCAUUGUGCUAGGUUCUUGUAAUGGGAUUAUGGGCUCGGAGGAUACCUCAAGGCGUCGGGUUUUCCAACCGUUGAAACUCUCUGCUUUGUUGUAGGAAUAUUUUGGUUAUUACGCAUAUCAUCACUACCCCCUUCUUC